This is a messenger RNA of Cotesia congregata, 1155 nucleotides long. The record is from the annotation of a GenBank genome assembly. Lineage: Eukaryota; Metazoa; Arthropoda; Insecta; Hymenoptera; Braconidae.
AUGAAAAAAAAAUUAAAAUAUCUGUAUGAUGAAAUGAUGGAACUACGCAGAACUUCAUGGGCUAAAAAAUCACUUUUAAUAGCAAGUUUCGUCCUGAUCCUGCUCUGGAUUAUUUUCAACGAUACAUUUUGUGCCUUCGGCGGUUUGUCACGCAAAAUAGUCCUCAACAGAAUAAGACUCGCCACACAUAUUCACAUAGAAAGAGCGUCUGCUCUCAGAGAAGUCAAAGUCGAAGAAAUUCCCCUGGAUAAUUUUUUACACUUACAAGCCAAUACUACCAAGGUCCAGGUAGUCUCGUUGCUGGCUAACAACGCGAGCUUGAAGGACAACACCGUGGAUGUGUCGCCGAAGUACAAAAUUCUGAGACAGCAAGGCUUAAUACCCAGCAGACAGCUUCCCAGUGCGCUGAUAAUUGGGGUUAAAAAAGGCGGCACUAGAGCGCUUUUGGAGUUUUUGAGGCUUCAUCCGGAUAUUAGAGCUGCUGGCUCUGAAAUACAUUUUUUUGAUCAUCACUAUUCUAAAGGAUUCCAUUGGUAUAGACAUCGCAUGCCACCAACCCUAGAAGGCCAAUUAACGAUGGAGAAAACACCGUCAUACUUUGUGACUCCCGAAGUACCAAGAAGAGUCCAGCAUAUGAACCCAGGUACAAAGCUGAUAGUAGUGGUGCGUGAUCCAGUAACACGUGCUGUGUCAGACUACACUCAAGUUAAAAGUAAACGUCCAGAAUUGCCUAAGUUUGAAGAACGUGCCUUCGUAAACGGGUCAAACAUCGUCGACACUAACUGGGCACCCUUGAGAAUAGGAGUUUAUGCACGGUAUUUGGAGCGGUGGCUUCAGUACUUUCCAUUGUCUCAAUUGCUAUUUGUGUCUGGCGAGCGUUUGAUUGCUGACCCGGUCAUUGAAAUAACAAGAGUUCAGGACUUUCUUGGACUCAAGCGUGUAAUAUCGGAAAAGCACUUUUAUUUUAAUGCUACCAAAGGCUUUCCAUGUUUAAUGAAGUCUGAACAGAAAGCUAUUCCUCACUGUCUUGGUAAAACUAAAGGACGUAGUCAUCCGUACAUCGAUCCUAUGGCAAUUCAACGGCUAAAAAAUUUCUAUCGACCAUUCAACCAACGUUUUUAUCAAUUGACUCGCAUGGAUUUUGGUUGGUCAUAA